CAUUGUAAAGCAUAAGCAUUUUUCAAAAAGCAAAAACUUUUUGUAAGCUCCUCACAUAACAAAAAUGAUGCAAUCUCUUUUUAGGGCCUCGGUAUCUGCAAAAAAGCCUGUGCCGUCGGACUUCAAGGGUAUAUUCGCGUCCGUUUUCACAAGCUUCCAAUCCGAUGAGAAUCAAACAUUGCAGUUGAGUUACAUUGAAGAAUAUGCCGUAUGGCUCAAGGAGCGCCAUAUAAAAGGUGUGCUAGUUAACAGCACAACUGGAGAGGGUCCGGUUUUGGGUUUGAUCGAACGCAAAUUGAAUGCCGAAGCUUGGAGUCGCGCAUGUAAGAAGUGUUCGUUAUUGAUGAUGUUGCAAAUUGGCGGUGCGCCGUUGCCCGACGUUUUAGAUUUGGCGCGACAUGCCAAUGAUUUGCAUAUACACGCUGUGGUCUGUAUAGGGGAACUAUUUUAUGUACCCACCAAAAUGGAGCAAUUGGUCGGUUACUGUAAAAUUGUGGCUGAGAAAUGCGCAAAUCAUUUCUUCUUAUACUACCAUCUUCCGGAGUUGACGAAAGUCAAAUUCAACCCGGAGGAGUUCUUUAGUAGAGCCGAAAUGGUCAUACCGACUUUCGCGGGCUUGGUUUGUACACAAACCGAAUUGAUGACGGCCAUUAAAUGCUUGACCGAGGAUCGUAUUAUCCUAAUGGGCGAUUCGAAAAUGCUCGCCAGCGGCAUGUUAAUGGGUUUCGAUGCGGCCAUUAUGACGGUGGCGAACAUGGAGCCCAUAUUAAUGAAAGAGAUCUAUGACGCAAUGUUGCGAAAGGAUUUGAAGACAGCUAAAACUAAACAACACUAUUUAAAUCAACUUAUUAGAAAUCAUGUAACGAAGGGAAAGUCUAGUUGGAUUUCGGACAUGAAGAAGUGGUUCAAUGAGAGAAUGCGUUCAAGUGACGGUUGUGGUAUUUAUGUUGGUACACCGAGAAAAUUUGGUGUAUACGAAUUGUAAUAAUUGAAGGGAUACCGUUAUUAUUGUUUAAUGUUCCACUUUUCUCAGUUGAAUAUAUU
This is a messenger RNA of Bactrocera dorsalis (oriental fruit fly), 1044 nucleotides long. Its product is annotated as N-acetylneuraminate lyase B. The coding region runs from base 65 to 985 and encodes 306 amino acids. NCBI's taxonomy places the organism in Eukaryota, Metazoa, Arthropoda, Insecta, Diptera, Tephritidae. Gene Ontology annotation, molecular function: N-acetylneuraminate lyase activity; 4-hydroxy-tetrahydrodipicolinate synthase activity. The transcript is spliced from 4 exons. Gene Ontology annotation, biological process: N-acetylneuraminate catabolic process. The record is from RefSeq and is a predicted model, not a curated record.